GGGACUUGAAGAUUUUGGUUUGUUGUUUUGAGGUGAGUGUCUCUUUUUUUUGGGGGGGUUAAAGUGUGAAAAAAAAUGUUUUGGAGGGAACGCGAGAGGGAGAACAAUAACAAAGAGCAGAACGGUGGGCCACCGUGUGGGCAAGUUCGAGUUCUUGUUGUUGGUGAUUCAGGUGUGGGGAAAACUUCUCUUGUUCAUCUGAUUGUCAAUGGUUCUUCUGUUGCUCGCCCUCCCCAAACAAUUGGAUGUACAGUUGGUGUGAAGCAUAUUACUUAUGGAAAUUCUGGUAGCUCUUCAAAUAGCAUCAAAGGUGAUUCUGAGAGAGAUUUCUUUAUCGAACUUUGGGAUGUAUCAGGACAAGAGAGAUACAAAGAUUGUCGGUCACUUUUCUACUCACAAAUUAACGGUGUAAUUUUUGUUCAUGAUCUCUCUCAGAGAAGAACAAAAACAAGCUUGCAGAAGUGGGCAGCUGAGAUUGCUGCCACUGGGUCAUUUUCAGCUCCUCUAGGUUCUGGAGGUCCUGGUGGUCUUCCUGUGCCAUAUAUUGUUAUUGGUAACAAAGCAGAUGUAGCCGCAAAAGACGGUACGGGAGGAAGCAGUGGCAAUCUUGUUGAUUUAGCUCGUCAUUGGGUUGAGAAGCAGGGUUUGCUCCCAUCUAGUGAGGAACUUCCUCUAACCGAAAGUUUCCCUGGCAGUGGAAGCCUUAUUGCGGCUGCUAAAGGAGCAAGAUACGACAAGGAAGCUUUUUUGAAAUUUUUUCGCAUGUUGAUCAGGAGAAGAUAUUUUUCAGAUGAUUUACCAGCAUCAAAUCUGUGGUCUGUUUCCCCCGUUCAUAGAUCUGUUCAAAGAUUAGAUGAAAAUUUCAGCGACGAGGAAAAGUCAUACAACAGGAAAAGUUUUAGCAGUGACCCGUACAAGUACAACAUGCUUCCUCCUCUUCCAGCGCAGCGCAAUCUCAUGCCACCUCCGACGCUUUAUCCUCAGCAGCCAGUUUCCGUGCCUGAGAAUUAUAGCCUUCCAAGAUUUUCCCUGAGUGGCUCCCCAGAAAUCAGCAGCACUGGCCGAUCAAAGCGCACGGAUAUAUUGGUCCUAAUCGUUUGCCUACAAAGAGUGAGAUUUACGGUUCCCCAGAAUCAGCAGCACGCCCGAUCAAAGCGCAUGGAUAUAAAUUUCUAA
Messenger RNA from Pistacia vera, 1176 nucleotides. RefSeq names its product small GTPase LIP1. Gene Ontology annotation, biological process: intracellular protein transport. Gene Ontology annotation, molecular function: GTP binding; GTPase activity. Gene Ontology annotation, cellular component: endomembrane system. Lineage: Eukaryota; Viridiplantae; Streptophyta; Magnoliopsida; Sapindales; Anacardiaceae. The coding region runs from base 76 to 1176 and encodes 366 amino acids. The record is from RefSeq and is a predicted model, not a curated record. The transcript is spliced from 7 exons.